AUGGAGACAGGAGUGGGGCCUGCCCCAGAGCAGGGGAGCUGGCAAUGGGGGCUGCCACUUCUGCUGUUGGUGCCACAGGACCCUCAGCAGGCCCAUGACCUGCAGGAGCUGCGGCGAAGCGCCUCGCUGGCCACCAAGGUCUUUGUGCAGCGGGACUACAAUGACGGGACCCUCUGCCAGUUCCAGACCAAGUUCCCCCUGGAGCUGGACAGCCGGCUCGAGCGGCAGCUCUUUGAGGAGACAGUGAAGACCCUCAAUGGCUUCUACACAGAGGCCGAGAAGAUCGGGGGAAGCUCCUACCUGGAGGGGUGCCUGGCGUGUGCCACGGCCUACUUCAUCUUCCUCUGCAUGGAGACCCACUACGAGAAGGUGCUGAAGAAGAUCUCCAAGUACAUCCAGGAGCAGAACGAGCAGGUGUAUGCGCCCCGGGGCCUGCUGCUCACCGACCCCGUGGAGCGGGGCAUGCGGGUCAUCGAGAUCUCCAUCUAUGAGGACAGAUGCGGCAGCACCAGCAGCGGCAGCACCAGCAGCGGGGGCGGGGGGGGGCGGUGACUGGCCGGGGGUCCCUGCAGGGACCUGCACUGCCAGGACGAAGGCCUUGCUGAGCUCCGCCGGCUGCGGUACCAGAGCACCCG
Chelonoidis abingdonii (Abingdon island giant tortoise) is the source of this 635-nucleotide messenger RNA. It is a transcript of the gene GOLGA7B, whose product is annotated as golgin A7 family member B. NCBI's taxonomy places the organism in Eukaryota, Metazoa, Chordata, Testudines, Testudinidae. Gene Ontology annotation, cellular component: palmitoyltransferase complex. The record is from RefSeq and is a predicted model, not a curated record. Gene Ontology annotation, biological process: protein targeting to membrane; peptidyl-L-cysteine S-palmitoylation.